Ipomoea nil (Japanese morning glory) is the source of this 2052-nucleotide messenger RNA. RefSeq lists its product as uncharacterized. NCBI's taxonomy places the organism in Eukaryota, Viridiplantae, Streptophyta, Magnoliopsida, Solanales, Convolvulaceae. The transcript has 3 exons. Gene Ontology annotation, molecular function: nucleic acid binding; RNA-DNA hybrid ribonuclease activity. Bases 1 to 2052 code for a protein of 683 amino acids. The record is from RefSeq and is a predicted model, not a curated record.
AUGUACCCCGAUAAAUCUCCGGGGCCGGAUGGUCUAACCCCGGGGUUUUACCAACAAUACUGGGAUAUCUUGAAGGGGGAGGUGGUAUCUUUAUGCAAUGCGGUGGUUAGUUCGGGGGCUCUACCAAAUGACCUAAACAAUACUCAUAUUGCUCUUAUCCCAAAAGUUAAACAGGCUACAUCCAUGGGUGACCUGCGCCCGAUUGCGUUAUGUAUUGUCCUCUAUAGAAUCCUCGCAAAGGUCCUAGCCUCUCGGCUAAAGCAUAUAAUGGGGGGUUUAAUAUCAGAAUCUCAAAGUGCCUUUGUCCCAGGCCGCUCAAUAGUUGACAAUGUUUUUUUAGCUUAUGAGGUAGUUCAUUUUAUGCAUUGUAGUAACCAGCACACUCCUGAAAAAUUUGUUGCCCUAAAGUUGGAUAUGAGUAAAGCUUUUGAUAGAGUUGAAUGGGGUUAUAUGGAGGCAGUCAUGUUGUGUAUGGGUUUUUCUGCUCAUUGGGAGGAAAUGGGGGGCAUAACGGGGGUCCGUAUUGCCAGGAAUGCCCCGGGGAUUAGUCACUUAUGUUUUGCUGACGACCUGCUUCUUUUCUUUAGAGCCAAUUAUAGGGAGGUUGGGGUUAUAAAUGAUGUCUUGAACACUUUUGGUGCUGCAACUGGACAGAUUGUUAAUUAUGACAAGUCCGUUAUGAGCUUUGGGUCGAAUGUGAAUUGGGUAGAUAAGGAUAUUCUCUGUGCUGAAUUGGGGGUCCGUCAAACUGGUUUGGGAAGUUUUUAUUUGGGCUUGCCAGGUCUGGUUGGGAGAAAUAAGAGAGAUGUCUUGGGGUGGAUAAAAGAUAAGAUAAAAACUAGGAUAGGCCAAUGGGGUAAUCGUUUUAUGUCACGGGCUGGGCGCGAAAUCCUACUAAAAAAUGUGCUGCAAUCUAUUCCUAAUUACGCUAUGCAAGUCCUCCUGUUGCCAAAGGGUCUAUGUGAGGAGAUUGAGAGACUUAUGAACUCCUAUUGGUGGGGGUGCGAGGCGAGGGAGGGUAGGAGAGGCAUUAGAUGGAGGAGGUGGGCAGACCUUUGUAAGCCAAAAUCUAUGGGUGGAUUGGGUUUCCGGAGAAUUCGGGAAAUGAAUAUUGCUCUUCUUGGUAAACAAGUGUGGGGAUUGUUGACUAGACCUGAUGCCUUAAUCACCAAAGUUGUUAAAGCAAAAUACUUCCCAUCCACUUCUGUUCUUGAUGCAAAAAUUGGCACUCGUCCUUCAUAUGUUUGGAAAAGUUUGGAUGAUGAAUCUUUGAUGCAUAUUUUUGCAAAUUGUACUUAUGCAACACAAGUCUGGAAUGCAUAUGGUAGGGAUUGGGGUUGCACGACUGGAGGUGAUCUUCUAAAUUGGUUAAGAAGCAGGUUUGACACUCUCACUCAGACAGAGCUCAUUCAUUUUAUUACUGUUUGCUGGGGUAUUUGGGAGGCACGAAACAAGAAAAUCUGGAAUAUGCUAAACACACCUCCACGAUCUGUUGUCACUCAUUCAAUUGCUUUUCUUAGAGAGUGGAAGAAUGCAAGGAAAACCACUACUGUGCAGUAUUCCAGAUUGCAGCAGGUACAAGAGCUAUGGGCUGCUCCUCCAAAUGGUAAAUUGAAACUAAACAUUGAUGCUUCGAUUCAUCACAAUUCUUCUCACAUCGGUAUGGGUUGGAUUAUUCGCGAUCAUCAUGGGUUUUUUGUGGCUGCAAUUUCUGAUGUUCGUCCAGGUCCAUUGAGUCCAAGGGAAGCCGAAGCACUCGCGGUCAGGGAAGCUCUAAGCUGGCUGAAACGCCAUCACUGGGAUGGCCUGGUAGUAGAGACGGAUGCUGAGAUUUUACUUACCCAUCUUCACAAACUGAGCCGAUCACCGUUCGGUCUGCUCAUUGAAGAUAUUACUGCUCUACUCUCAAGUUUUAAUGAUAUCACCUUCCGCCAUGUUCGUAGAACUGCUAAUGCUGUUGCUCAUCUUUUAGCUAGCUAUGCCUUUUCUCAUUUCGCUAGUAUGACCUGGUAUGAUUCGGGUCCGCUUUUUAUUUCUACCUGUAAACCGUGA